UAGAUGUACCGAUUUGAUAAAUAAGGUAAUCAGUGGAAGGGGAGGGGGACCGGGGGCGUGAAGUUCCCGGAAGCACAGGGUGACGCGGCCGGCAGUCCAAGACCCUCAAGAUCACGCCAACAACCAUCUUGUUUGUGCCAACGAUUAAGAUCCAGGAGCAUGCCGGCAACGAUAAGUCCUACUACCUGUGGCAUGGAGCAGUGAUGGCGAAUUGAUGUUCUGCAUCAUCCGCUUCGACUCUGUCGAAGUCCGGUGGUGAUUUUUAAUAACCCAAUCCGAGUCGGAACCAGUGCAGCUCUCGGACAAAAAGGAGAAAAAGUAAAUGAGGAGGUGGAGUACUCAAAUGCUACAUCAAUGCGCUUGGGUGAAAGUGGGGAUGGUUGUUGACUUGGGGCUUACCGAUGGCUGAAUGCUUCGCUUCUUCCUCUUGGUCUGAGGAGGGCAGAGAUGGCAGCUCCUGCUCUUCUCUCAUGGCCCCUCUGCGGCUGCUUCCAGGGCAGGCCAAACCGGCGUCGGAGGCCAGGGACUCGGCGGCUUUGAGGAUCCAUAGCGAGGCCGAGAGGAGGCGUAGGGAGAGGAUUAACGCUCAUCUUUCCACCCUACGGCGUAUGAUUCCCAAUUCUACCAAGAUGGACAAGGCGUCGUUGCUGGGCAGGGUGGUGGAUCAUCUGAAGGAUCUGAAGAGAAGGGCGCUCGACGUCGACGGAACCAUCGCAAUCCCCGCUGAAGUGAAUGAAGUCGACGUGGAAUUCGAUGCAGGGCAUCAGCAUGCUUUCCCUGAGGAGGAGGAGGAGGAGGGAGACGACGACGAUAAGCUGUACAUAAAAGCUUCAGUUUGCUGCGACGAUCGGCCGGACUUGUUGGAAGAACUGAGCGAUGCGUUCCGCCGGUUGGGGCUUCGAGCUGUCAGAGCGGACAUGAUGACUUUGGGGGGACGAUCGCGGAACGUCUUCGUCUUGUUCUUGAAGGAUGGUGAUAGAAGCGUGUGCUUGAGCUCCCUCAACAGGUCCAUAAGAGAGACGUUGGGCAGGGUAGCUUCUUCGGGUGCGCCGCAGUCCAACGUGUUCGUGAGCAGGAGACGCAAAGCCAUGCGAUCGCAUUAGAGUAUUCUAUGUAGGACAUGCAUUAUCGUGUGCUUUGAUGGCGCCAUUCUUGUUAUGUUGACUGAUCCCAUUUAGUUAAUGGUUGGACGCAAUAUGUUGUUUACGUAAAGUAUGUAAGUUCUAUGUAUUCUUAA
Messenger RNA from Musa acuminata subsp. malaccensis (wild Malaysian banana), 1237 nucleotides. Its product is annotated as transcription factor bHLH30. The record is from RefSeq and is a predicted model, not a curated record. Lineage: Eukaryota; Viridiplantae; Streptophyta; Magnoliopsida; Zingiberales; Musaceae. Gene Ontology annotation, biological process: regulation of DNA-templated transcription. Gene Ontology annotation, molecular function: protein dimerization activity; DNA-binding transcription factor activity.